Messenger RNA from Ictidomys tridecemlineatus (thirteen-lined ground squirrel), 2570 nucleotides. RefSeq names its product RFT1 glycolipid translocator homolog (gene Rft1). The record is from RefSeq and is a predicted model, not a curated record. Gene Ontology annotation, biological process: glycolipid translocation; dolichol-linked oligosaccharide biosynthetic process. NCBI's taxonomy places the organism in Eukaryota, Metazoa, Chordata, Mammalia, Rodentia, Sciuridae. Gene Ontology annotation, cellular component: endoplasmic reticulum membrane.
CUGCGUGACGCUAUCUUCCCGCGGCAAAGCGAGCUGCGGCGGCGCUUCCGGCUGACCGAGCCGAGGUACCGAGGUUAUGGGCAGUCAGGAGGUGCUAGGCCAGGCGGCCCGACUGGCUUCCUCCGGUCUCCUCCUGCAGGUGUUGUUUCGAGUGAUUACCUUUGUCUUGAAUGCAUUUAUUCUUCGCUUCCUGUCAAAGGAAAUUGUUGGCGUAGUGAAUGUAAGAUUAACAUUGCUUUACUCUACUACUACCUUCUUGGCCAGAGAGGCCUUCCGCAGAGCUUGUCUAAGUGGAAGUACCCAAAGGGAUUGGAGCCAGACCCUCAACCUCCUGUGGCUAACAGUCCCCCUGGGUGUGUUUUGGUCCUUAUUCCUGGGUUGGGUCUGGUUGCAGUUGCUUGAAGUACCUGAUCCUGAUGUGGUCCCCUACUAUGGAACUGGAGUGGUACUAUUUGGUCUCUCAGCAGUGGUAGAACUUCUUGGAGAGCCCUUCUGGGUUUUGGCACAAGCACAUAUGUUUGUCAAACUUAAGGUGAUUGCUGAGAGCCUGUCAGUAAUCCUUAGGAGCAUCCUGACAGCUUUUCUCGUACUGUGGUUGCCUCUCUGGGGAUUGUACAUUUUCUCUUUGGCCCAGCUUUUCUAUACUUCCGUUCUGGUGCUCUGCUAUGUUAUUUAUUUCACAAAGUUACUGAGUUCCCCAGAAUCAACCAAGCAACACACUCUUCCUGUCUCCAGAAUAACAGAUUUGUUACCCGAUUUUACCAGAAACAGAGAUUUUGUAAAUUGGAAAGAGGCUAAAUUAACCUGGAGUUUUUUCAAACAGUCUUUCUUGAAACAAAUUUUGACAGAAGGCGAGAGAUAUGUGAUGACAUUUUUGAAUGUAUUAAAUUUUGGUGAUCAAGGUGUAUAUGAUAUAGUGAAUAAUCUUGGGUCCCUUGUGGCCAGGUUAAUUUUUCAGCCAAUAGAGGAGAGUUUUUAUAUAUUCUUUGCUAAGGUACUGGAGAGGGAAAAGGAUGCCACACUUCAGCGGCAGGAGGACUUUGCUGUGGCUGCUAUGGUUUUGGAGUCCUUGCUCAAGCUGGCCCUGCUGGCUGGCCUGACCAUCACUGUUUUUGGCUUUGCCUAUUCUCAACUGGCUCUGGAUAUCUAUGGAGGGGCCAUGCUUAGCUCAGGAUCAGGUCCGGUUUUGCUGCGUACCUAUUGUCUCUACGUCCUCCUGCUUGCCAUCAAUGGAGUAACUGAGUGUUUCACGUUUGCUGCCAUGAGUAAAGAGGAAGUUGACAGGUACAAUUUCACAAUGCUGGCACUGUCAUCCUCAUUCCUGGUGCUGUCCUAUCUCCUGACCCGUUGGUGUGGCAGCGUGGGCUUCAUCCUGGCCAACUGCUUUAACAUGGGCAUUCGGAUCACACAGAGCCUUUGCUUCAUCUAUCGCUACUACCAAGAGAGCCCGCACAGGCCCCUGGCUGGCCUGCACCUGUCGCCAGUCCUUCUUGGGGCAUUUGCCCUCAGUGGUGGUAUUACUGGUAUUUCAGAGGUGUUCCUGUGCUGUGAUCAGGGCUGGCCCGCUAGGCUGGCACACAUCACUGUGGGGGCCAUUUGCUUAGGACUGACUCUUGGGACAGCAUUCCUCACAGAAGCUAAGCUGAUCCACUUUCUCAGGACUCAGUUUGGAGUAUCCAAAGUUGCUGACAAAAUGACUUGACUUCAAGAGCGUCUUGAUACCUGUGGCACCUGGAUCCACUUGGGACAGUUCUUGGGUGCAAUGUUACCAUGUAAAAGCCCUGCCAAGGGGUCUGCAGUGUAGUGAGAACCACCCAGGACGUGAGACCAUGGAUGAAACACUCAUCCACUUGAAGUCUUAAAUGCAAAGGAGGAAUUUUCAUUUUUAAGUGGAAACCAAACAGCCUUUUUAAAAUAGAUGUACUUUUUUCAUUAUUUUGUUCUAAUCAGUACUUUUGUUUUUAGGAAUAUAUUUAUUCCUAUUGAGUGUGAUUGACCUUUGUAGCUACAUGCUCCAGCAAACUUUAUCUUAGAUGUUAGUAGUGAAUAAUGAUCUGGCCAAGAAAAAGAGAGGCAGCUGUUUAUCCCUUACAGGAAUAUUUAGAUUCUUCCGUAAAAUAAGGAAAAAACCAGAUGCUGUGCACCAAACAAGAACGGAAUGUGGCCUGGGAGUUGUGGCUUUCCACAUGUCAACGCUGUGGUUGGAGUUUUUAGGGAAGGAAAAAUGUUACUAAACAAAAAACUUCAAAUGCAAAUGUGAAGCUUUUGGGAUCACAUUUCCCCGUGUGUGUGAAGAAUCUUGCCUAUCAUGCUUUUAUUCCCCAGGCUAGCUUGUGCCUUACCCAGGAAUUGUUGAUUGGAGGGAGGGUAGAAGUUAGCUGAAGACUUCAGGUCUGACCACCUGAAAGAAGAGGGGCUUUGAAGGUUUGAAAUUACUCCAGCACGAGCUACUUUUAGCAGUUUUCUGUAACUUUGCACAUGGAAAUUGAUGACCAAAGUUGUGUAAAUGUUUCUUUUUAUCCUUAGAAUAAAAUAGGACAAACUCUAUAUGGCAAAUAUCACCAAGUCAA